AUAUCCUCUUUUGUAUCUUCUCUUGGCUGUUCUGGUUAUAAUUGUAUCGAUUGAAAUCGUGCCGCUGUUCAAAUUUGCAACUGCAAUUAAUUGAUCCUUCGCAAGAUCAGCUGUGUAGGCAUAUUGCAAGGCGAACAAGCAGAAGGGAGCGCAAGGCACGCCUUGCAACACCAUUCUAGAUCUUGCUACCGCAUCGAAGCAGUAACACCUAUCGUAAGAUUUUUGAAAGUCACGUUCAUGUUACUUGUCCUUCGUGUUCUCUGUCUGCCUUCUUCUCACAAGUUGAUGUUCGCGCACACCCAUCCCCACCCAACCCACCAUCGCCGCCGCAACUCCUACAUAUCACAUCAAUACUCAUCGUUCACUCUUCAAACAUAAAAUCUCAUAAUAAAUGAAUUCAAAUCAAUAUCGGCCUCUUGGCUCGAAUAAUACCAUAUCCGAUGUACGCAGAAGUUACCUAAGCCUAAGACAACCCACGCACGCCCGAAGUCCGGAGUCCGUUUCGAAACAUCAUCGUCCGGGUUGGCCCUCGCAACUUCCAUCACCACCAUACAAUCACCGCAGCGAGCAAGCAAGGAAAAAUUCGUGUGAACUAUUGAUUAUAGCAGGCACAGUUGUCGAAUAAUACCUCUCAACCCACACCAAGAGAAGUUUUGCAUAGAAUCCUUCAACAACAGUAAGAGGACAACGCCGCACUGUAGCACAGCGCAGAGCAGCACGAAAAGUUCAAUAUAAUCAUUGGCUUACUGGAGAUUUGACCACCUUUGCGCAUCCGUGAACUUCAGGCAAGCAGCAAUGCCACCGCCGCCGCCGCCGUUCGCUCGGUCCUCCUGCUCAAACGGCGCAAUGUCCCCGUUCCUUUGUCCUCUUUAGAGAUUUUCGAUGACCUCGGAGGUAUUCAUCGUUCUACGACUGAUGUUGCUUUUCCUCAAAACCUAGUCCGCAACCCCUGGUCUUGAAAGGGCCCCAAUCCCCAGUCUCCACCCAAAUCUGCGGUUUUGCGUUCGUACAGAUGGUACUGUAGUAGUUUACGGGUUUCCGUUACUUUGCCUGCUUGCCUGCCUGCCUGUCCGCCUGCUCGGGUGUUCUGCUUACUCUUACUCUUACCUCUGGACAUCUCUCUUUCUCUAGGUUCUCCGUUUCGCUGAUUCUUUCCUCUUCUUCUCUCUUUUUUGUUCGUCACUCGACGGUAGACCUUUUGCGAUUUCGCUAUUACACUCUUUUCCCUUUGAGCUUCGGCUUCUACAAACUCAACUUCAUACACUCGUUCUAUCUGAUUACUCUGCGUUGCGUUUUUUCUGCUUUUUAUUGUAUUCUUCCAUCACCCCUAGUUCUGCCCCUAGCUGUUGAUUUUGCUCUUUUUCCCUGUUGAUAUAUACUUGCUACUUUCUAUCCCGCGCUAUUGUCUUUGUUCAUUUCUACUUUCUCUUUUUCCUUCUACGAUUGACCGAUUUAUUACUGGCCUUCUCGCCAUCGCCUACUCUCAGCUCCGAACUUCGACGAUCACCCCUUGUCAAGGACGAAUAUCUGGCCCUCCAGAAGCUUUCGAAAUCGAACGAUAGCUGGUUAUGCAUUGUGCCCUACUCCGGUAACAACUUUUCGAACCCCAACCAUUGUAAUACCAACAAUCGAAAAGAAAGGAGAAAAUCCCUAGGACCCCACACCAAAAGAGGAGGAUAAUACGAGGAAGACAAUGGCCCCAGCAGCAACCGCCCCCGUCCGUAUUCCCCGAGCUGAAGCACCCCUUCCGACCGCUCUCCCAGGACAACCAGCACCGGCGCGCGCCAACCUAGGACCAUUGACAACUGCUUUUGCUUUCCCAUCGCACUGUUCGCGCGUCGCCGUCUCGGGAACUUUGGCCGUCCGUGGACAGACCUGCCGAGUACGCGAUGCUAAACCCACGGCGGAAGACGACACGGGUUGCUGGCCGCGAGCUACUGCAUAUCCCUCUGCUGCUGCCAGUGCCUCGUCUUUGCAGGGCCUCGGAUUCUACUCGCCCGGUGUAAUGUGUCCUCAAGGCUAUGCUACCGCUUGUUCUGCCGCUAUUGCGACUCCAGGAGCCCCGCCCCCAAAAGUUACCGGAGCUCCUGUUCCGCAGUUUGGAUUCCAAUUCCCCCUGGUCGCUGGCGAGACUGCGGUCGGAUGUUGUCCUACGGGAUACACAUGUGCUAUGAACGGAGGUGCCCAGGCUUGUCACCAAGUUGCUACGAACACGAAGAUCGAUGCAAUGACGUGUAACAAUGGAGUUGCGAUUGUGGAUGUGAAUACUCUACAGGUACCUUUCACCAGCGAAGGAACACCGGUGCAAACCUUGAACAUUUGGGCGCCCUUGGUCCAGAUCCACCACCAAGCUUCUGAUUUGCCUCCUACGUCCACGCCUACACCGACACCUACACCGUCCAGUUCUUCGGCGAUUGUGACGAGUUCAGCUGUCUCAUCCAGCUCAAAUGCACAGAGCUCAUCGGCUUCAUCGAGCCAAUCGAGCUCCAGCGUACAGAACUCAUCUGUUUCCAGUGUGCCGAGUUCGUCAAGCUCGAGUGCAACCAGUGUGGUGAUUUCUAGCGGUGGGAAGAGUACUGUACUUUCGACAAGCUCUAUCAGCGGUUCCUCUGCAGGUGGGGCGAGUCAAUCCACUGCUAUGACUGCGCCGUCUGGAUCCUCGAGUAGCGUUUCGAGCAGCGCAGGCUCAUCAAUCUCCGUGAGUGGUAGCGUUUCAGGUACCUCGAGCGCUGCAAUCACGACGGGUUCUGCCUCUGUCUCACUCAGCGGAAGCACCAUCAUGUCCAGCAUUCUCUCAUCUCUGCCCAGCUCAUAUAGUGGAGCAACCGCUCUGCCAACCUUUGUCGCCGGUGGCGGCGUGGGAGCGGGCCCUGGUGCUGGUUCAAGUUCAGGCGCAGGGGCAGGAGCUGGAGCUGGAGCCGGGUCUGGAUCGAACGGAAUCAGUUCGGCUUCGCCUACCAUACCAACCAGUGCCCCCAGUGCAUCUGCGAGUGCAGCUCCCGAGCCUGCCCCUGCCUUGAGCACUGGUGGCAAAGUGGGCAUUGCAUUUGUACCCAUCGCGGCGGCCGCCAUGCUCAUCACCUAUCUUUUGUACCGCAAACAGAAGCAAGGCAAGGACAAAUCCAUCGAAGAGCCUGAGCACACCGAGAAGACACCACCUCCCGAGUUUUUGCCUCCGCUGGAUCUUACGGAAAACAGUCCAUAUAACGAGGACGCCAUGGCCAACGGUGGAUUGCAAUACAUCGCUUCUGACGACAUCAAUCCGGAAUACAUGGCCCGUAGCGUCAACAAAGACAGCGUGGGAAUGUUCAACGUCGCCAACGUCAAUACCUACAGCGUCAGCAUGGCUAAAAAUGGCCCCGGACCCAUGGUACCAGAACCCGUAGCAUUUGCUGCCGCCGCCGUCCCCAGAACCACCGGCCGUGCCGAAGAAGAGGCGAUGCACUAUUACGGCGAUGAGCGUGAUAUGCAAAUACCAGAUACUCCGUCUUCCUCGUGGCCUAAUGUCGUAGCGGGGCAUGCGCGUACUGCUUCGCGAUGCACGGAUGAACGCAGUAUCGAUUCGCCUAUUGAUGGCACCUCGCCUUUCCGACUGAAGCGUGGCGAUUCUGGAAAAGACAAGCAUGGUUCCAACCCAUCAUCUCCAUUGUCUUUUGGGUGUGCAGCAUCAUCCCCACUGGCUCGCAGUGGAUCGCCCGGUUCGUCCGACGAUUCUCGUAGUGGAUCAGCUGCUUCUUCCUACGACACUCGCAACGACUCGGCUUCCUCAUCUUACGGUUCUUCUCAGCCCUCUCCAAAGGGAAGUGAGUUUGAAUUCAAUGGUUUAAAGAGAGAGAAUUCAUUUUCUCGUCCAAGGCCUGCACGUCCCAAGACAGGAGCGAGCAGCAUCUACACGGAUGUGUCUCGAGAUACACGCGUGCUGAGCUGGAAUGAUGGAGACUCGCCAAUGCCCCCCAUGCCAUCUCCUUCCAGACUAGAGACGGUGAUGGAAAGCGAGAGCCCCCACCCGAUGCGAAAGGACAACGAGCAGAAGCAUGACAGUAUUGAGGCUGCGGUAGCAGCCAUUGCCGCGGGCAAGAUUACUCCUCCUAGUCAGGCCCAGAUCAAAUCCAUUUAA
Messenger RNA from Periconia digitata, 4117 nucleotides. The record is from the annotation of a GenBank genome assembly. NCBI's taxonomy places the organism in Eukaryota, Fungi, Ascomycota, Dothideomycetes, Pleosporales, Periconiaceae.